GGCGCUGUUAUUCAGCCUGUUCUCAUCCUCUCAUCCCGUGAUCUUUGUGUUCAUCCCAAAAUGACGGAACCCAGCACGUCGCCGGAGGAUCCCUGGCAAAAACAGACGGACGGCACUUUUAGUGACAAUGGCUUUGACCACAGUUUCUUCAUAGAGAACUCUCGUAAAGGAACAGUGGUCUCCAGAGCCAACAGUAUAGGAUCCACUAGCGCCUCCUCAGUACCAAAUACAGAUGAUGAAGACAGCGACUACAGACAUGAGACCACUUACAAGGACUCCUAUAAAGACCGCCGGAGACAAGCCCACACGCAGGCGGAGCAGAAACGCAGAGACGCUAUUAAGAAAGGCUAUGAUGACCUGCAGUCUAUAGUGCCCACCUGUCAGCAGCAGUCUGAGUUUGCUAUGGCCACACAGAAGAUCAGCAAAGCCACAGUGCUGCAGAAAACCAUAGACUACAUUCAGUUCCUUCAUAAAGAGAAGAAAAAGCAGGAAGAGGAAGUGUCCACACUCAGAAAGGAAGUGAUGGCUCUGAAGAUUAUGAAAACCAACUAUGAGCACAUAGUGAAGGCCCACCAGAAUAACCCUCAGCAGGGCAGCGAGCAGGUGUCAGACCAGGUGAAGUUCAGCGUGUUCCAGAACAUCAUGGAUUCUCUGUUCCAGUCUUUCAGCACCUCCGUCUCCGUCAGCAGCUUUCAGGAGCUCUCUGCCUGCGUCUUCAGCUGGAUUGAGGAGCACUGCAAACCCCAGACGCUGAGGGAGUUUGUUGUGGGCGUUCUGAGGCAGCUGAAUGGACAGCUGUACUGAAACUUUGGAGAUCGUUCCCCCUCAGGCUGUGGAUCUGGAGUUUGUGUAGAGCGGUCAGGCUACUCUUGGCUGCACAACUACCAGCAGGGUUUAUCCACACACACACACACACACAAACACACUAAUGCCACCUAAAGCAGGCGGUCUGUAAGGGUCCUUAAUUGGCUGUCACACAAGUGAUAAGUGGCUAACAGCUGAGCCUUUUGGUUUCCCGCAGUGAGACUAAGUAAUUAGACUGUUAGAGCAGACAAUUUGAAUGUGAUGUGACUAUGAUUUUACAAAAUCUUGAAAUGGAGAAAAUUACGUCUCAUUUAGACAAACAAUGCAUCAAUACUGGUUAACAUAGUCGUUUCUAAUUAAAAGUUGCAUUGCAUGACAUGGGACAUCUGGACUGGGGUGUGUUCAGAAAAUGUGAAUUCCAAGCAUUUUUUAUUUGCUACUUUGCUACAAAACUGAUUGGGAUUGGAGCUUGACUGACAUCAGCCAAUGUUCACAACUCAUUUUUUAUUCAUGUUGGUCUUCUUGGUUGCAGCGUCACUAAGGUUUGCAUUCUGCGCCCAACUGGACGAAACUAUAGAUGGUUGUUCUGGUUUGUAACCUCAUACAAGUCAUAGGUAAAUUGAAUAAUGGAACACCAUCAUGGUUAGAAUAACAAAACCUUUUAAAUGUAUCCAAACAUAACUUUUAGCAUGUUACACAAUGACGUGUAUGUAAAUGAAGUAAUAAAAAUAAGUCAGGAUGCAAGUUAAAAGUGGAAUCAUAUUGGAAUUUCUUAAAAAUAUCAGCAUGUUUAGUAAUAUUUCAAUAUUUAAUCAAGUAUUUAUUGUAUUCUUUAAGAGCAGAAUGUUUAGGUUAUGCUGGGUUACUACACCGAAAUGUCUGUAUUUUAUUCAUUUUACUGCAUUUAUAACCCUUCAGAAUUUUUAAAAAUGAUAUAUACACAUAUUAAAAAUUGGCAUUAGCAGAUGCGUACCUUAAAAACAUUGGAUAUUGUGCCAUAAUUUCUACAUCAGUGCAUCCUUAAAAAUAAGAGGUAACUAAUAAACCAAAACAACAAAUUAUUUCACUGGUGCUACAAUAUUUUUGUAUUAUUUUAAAAAGUUUCUGCUGUUUAUUUGAGUUGGAGAAGUUUGAGAAUUGCGAACUGAUGAUCAUAUCAGUCGGCAAAACACUGUUUACCUAAAACCAUUGGAUUGUAAAAUUAAAAUCUAUACAUUUUAGCAUUGGUAUAUUCUAUUGACCUAAAUUUUAGCAUUUAGAUCAAUAGAAUAAAUUCUGAAAAUGUAAUAUGUAAAUGUAAUCAUAAUGUGACCAGGGAAAAGUCUUAAAUAUAUGUAUUAUUUAUGCUUAUACCUGAUACUAUUGCUUUAUCUUUACUCAUAUUUGGUCAGAGUUAUUUGGACACAGAUUAAGGCUAGUUUUGGACAAAACCAGACAGAUAUUGGAGAUUCCCAAUUGUGUACUCUUUUUAGAUUAGAACUAAGCCUAAUCUGUGUUCAGCCUGACAUUUUUAACACGUUUCUUUAACAGUUAAUAAGCUCUCUAAAAAGUCAGCAGUAAGGCGUACAAAACGGAGCUCUUUGUAAUCUUGAAAGGAUUUUUCUCUGCCGGUUUAUUCAUGUAAAAAGAAGGCUAAAAUGUUUUAAGAUUUAAGCUGUUUUGUGCAAGAACAUAACAAGAAGGGUUAAAAAUAGAUAAGAUAAGUAAAUAACCCACACCCCAGUUCCACAGGGAAUUUAUCUGCACCUCUCCAGUGCUUCUGAAAGCAAUGCAAUAACGUCAGUGUUGAUUAUCUCCUGUUGGGUUGUGCGUCUGCCCGCCUGCUCCAGCUGAAGUGUGCAUCGUCUCUUGCUUACCUCUGAUAUCAAACCCUCUACUGUCAGAACUCUUUGGCUGGAGGUUUGAUAUAUAUAUAUAUAAUGUGAUCUAUACAAGCAAAUUGCUGAAAUAUUCCCCACCAACUCGUUUUAAUGAGGCUGGUGUACUAUGCGCAAUCAUCUUCUCUUACCUCAUUCACAUCCCAAAGCACAAUAUAAAUCAGACUUUUGCUUGUGUUGUUUUAAAGCUGGGGCUAAAGGUAGCGUGGGGUUUUAUCUAUUACAGUUGUGUUUUGUUUUUCUGAUUAAUGUAUACAGAAUAAUGAUUCAUGAAUAUACAAGCUGAAAUGAGACAGACACUUGUUGCUUACUCCUACCUCUAUGGGGCUGACAUCCCAAUAUGAUCAAAAAUGGAAUAAAAAUAUUAGUUUUUUAUUUUCGUGCCAGAAAAUGUAACAAUCUUUUGUGCUUGUUCUGUUUUUGAGAAAAAUUCCCUGUGAUGGAUCAAAUUGGUCUUUGUGAUAGUAAAACAAACAUUUGAGCAACUUAAUUAUCAAGUUAGAAAGCCCUUUUUUUUUGAUUAACAUCAUUAAGACCCCCCACCAGCGGCUAAAUAGCACCAAAAUCGUAUUUGUGCUGUCUUAUCAGAUUAUUGGCUAAAGAACAAUUAAAAAAGGAAUAAUUGAACAAGUCAUUCAGCCCCACACAAACGUCCAAAUCACACCAAAAAUGUCUCAUUUGUUUCCUCUUAGCUGCACAGACCAGCACACACAAACAAGCUCGUGGUGUAAUUUGACUGCUGGUGAGGUGCUGAGUGACAUCACUCCUCAAAACAUUACGGCUUUAUAACCUGAGAAUUAAAAUAGCGCAAACGUAACAAAUUUGGCUGAUGGGGGGCUGAGUGACAUCACAGGUAAUAAAAUUUUAUACUUAAUUUCUCAAAACCUGUAUCCACACAAAUGCGGCACAAACAAAUAGUAAUAUUUCUAUUUCGUUUCUGAUCAUAUGGGGUGCCAGUUUAGGAGGUCUUACUCUUUGGCACUGUGGCCAAAGAUCUGCGCACAAAUGAUUAAAAAUGAGGAGGGGGAGGGAGACAUGCGUGUCGCAAAUAUUGUUUUGUUUUUUUUGGUUUGUUUUCAGUCUAAAAUGACAAUGAUGUGAACUGAUUUUAUAUUGUUGGCUAUGGCUGCCCCUUGUACCACACUCAUUUAGUUCAGCACAAAGACACUGCAGUUUGACUUAUUGCGAUUUCUAUUUUCAACAUAUGGAUUAAGUCUAGUCCUGGACUAAAGGACAAAGUGAAAACAGAGUCCAGGACAUAGCUUAACGUACGCUUCUGAAGAAAAAUGUGUAAUUAAAAUGGGAAUGUAUAUCAAAGACUAAUUAAAAUGAGGAAAUGUUUACCUUAAGAAUACUGGGUACUCAGGAAAACUGAAUCUCUGUACAUUCAGGUCGUGUUUUAAUGAAUGACGAUUAAUCAGGCUGUUGAAUGACCUGUGCUGGGAAAAAAGGGACUCUUUCUGUCUUUAGCCAUAAUGUGGAGCGAGUGGAGACCAGAGACUCCAUGCAAAUGAGACUCAGUGCAUCACAGACAGCACUGUUCCUAAGACUGUCUGCUGAUUCAGACCAGAGAAUUCUAGACAAAAAAUAUUUUUGUAUGAACGCAGUUUGUAAUCAGAAAAUAAAUGUUUAAUGUUGAAACCUA
This is a messenger RNA of Colossoma macropomum (tambaqui), 4326 nucleotides long. RefSeq names its product MAX dimerization protein MLX (gene mlx). The coding region runs from base 61 to 804 and encodes 247 amino acids. The record is from RefSeq and is a predicted model, not a curated record. The transcript is spliced from 8 exons. Gene Ontology annotation, biological process: regulation of transcription by RNA polymerase II. Gene Ontology annotation, cellular component: nucleus. Lineage: Eukaryota; Metazoa; Chordata; Actinopteri; Characiformes; Serrasalmidae. Gene Ontology annotation, molecular function: DNA-binding transcription factor activity, RNA polymerase II-specific; protein dimerization activity; RNA polymerase II cis-regulatory region sequence-specific DNA binding.